AUGAGUCUGAUUAACCUGCUGACUUCUUCUGUUGCGAGAAAUGGGGUGGUUAGCAUGCUGGGACGUCGGUCGCCGGUAAUUGGAGUCGCUCUGUUGUCUAGAGUGAGUCGUCGUCAAGAAAGGAUUUUGAAUUUACAGGGUAGCAUAGUGAAUAGUCGUCGGUUUUAUGUCAAAAACAUUGACGAAAAGGGAGAAAACGGAUCCGGAGGCGAUAAAGAUGCAUCGGAUGUGACGAGAGGUGCCGUCAAGGCAGGUUCGGUGCCUUUGGGUUCAGCUGCCAGCUCCGCAACCGCAGCUCAGAGUGUGUCACAUGCUAUCCUAGCAACAAAGGAGCAGGAGGCCAACAAGGAUCUUACCAACCCAGAAGCACAGGCAGCUUUCUAUAGGCUGCUGCUGCGGUCUAACUAUCCUCAGUAUGUGGUCUCUAGAUUUGAAACUCCGGGGAUUGCGUCGUCUCCGGAGUGUUCGGAAUUGUAUAUGGAGGCGUUGCAGAGGAUAGGAAGACAUUCCGAAGCAGAUGCUGUGAGACAGACGCUCUUAACAGCCAGUUCUGCCGGUGCAGUGAACCCUUCGUUGGCGUCUUCUUCGGUUAGUUCAUCUGCUUAUCAUGGCACUUUCCCCUCUCUGUACUCGCCCUCUUACGGGUCGAGAAAGGAGCCGUUGCACGUCGUUGUAACAGAAUCGACGUUUGCAAUCGUCUCUCGCUGGAUUAAAUGGUUGGUGAUCUUCGGGCUGCUGACGUACGGGGUCUCGGAGGCAUUCAAAUACGUUAGCGAAAACACUACUUUGUUGAAGUCUUCGGAAGUCGCCGACAAGUCGGUUGACGUCGCUAAGACCAAUGUUAAGUUUGAUGAUGUGCGCGGUUGUGACGAGGCACGCGCUGAGCUUGAGGAAAUUGUUGAUUUCCUCAAGGACCCCGCCAAGUACGAGUCACUGGGGGGCACGCUACCUAAGGGAGUUCUUUUGACCGGUCCCCCAGGUACAGGUAAGACUUUGUUGGCCAGAGCAACUGCCGGUGAGGCAGGAGUGGACUUCUUCUUCAUGUCAGGCUCGGAGUUUGAUGAGGUGUAUGUUGGCGUCGGAGCAAAACGUGUGCGUGAUCUCUUCACGCAGGCCAGGGCCCGCGCGCCAGCCAUCGUUUUCAUUGAUGAAUUGGAUGCUAUUGGUGGUAAGCGUAAUCCAAAAGACCAAGCAUACGCCAAGCAAACUCUCAAUCAGCUCCUGGUUGAGUUGGACGGUUUUUCCCAAACCUCUGGAAUUAUCAUCAUUGGUGCCACAAAUUUCCCUGAAUCGCUUGAUAAAGCACUCACAAGGCCUGGCAGAUUCGACAAAGUGGUAAAUGUAGACUUGCCAGAUGUUCGUGGACGUGCAGAUAUCUUGAAGCAUCAUAUGAAGAAGAUAACUAUGGCUGCAGAUGUCGAUCCUACCAUUAUUGCUCGUGGAACUCCCGGUUUGUCUGGUGCGGAGUUGGCCAACUUGGUCAAUCAGGCUGCUGUCUAUGCAUGUCAAAAGAAUGCUAUCGCCGUCGAUAUGCAGCACUUCGAAUGGGCUAAGGACAAGAUUUUGAUGGGCGCUGAGAGAAAGACUAUGGUUUUGACUGACGCUGCCAGGAGAGCAACUGCUUUUCAUGAAGCUGGUCAUGCGAUUAUGGCCAUGUAUUCUGCUGGCGCCACACCGUUGUACAAGGCAACUAUCCUCCCUAGAGGCAGAGCUCUGGGUAUCACUUUCCAGUUACCUGAAAUGGACAAAGUAGACAUCACUAAGAAGGAAUGUCUCGCUCGUUUAGAUGUCUGCAUGGGAGGUAAAAUAGCAGAAGAGCUGAUAUAUGGUAAAGAUAACACAACUAGUGGUUGUGGAUCAGACCUGCAAAGCGCCACUGGGACGGCUAGAGCUAUGGUUACUCAGUACGGUAUGGGAGAGCAGGUUGGCCCAGUCAAUUUGGCAGAUAAGUGGGAAUCCUGGUCUGAUAAGAUCCGCGAUAUCGCUGAUAAAGAAGUCCUAGAUCUGUUGAAGCAGUCGGAAGAAAGGACGCGCAAGCUCCUGACUGAGAAGAGCGUUGAGUUGCAUAGACUAGCAGAAGGUCUGAUAGAGUACGAAACAUUGGACGCCAAGGAAAUCGAAAAGGUAUGCAAAGGCGAGAAAUUGAAUAAACUGAAGGCAACGACGAACUUAGUGGUCGAAGGACCGGACAGCGAUGAACGUAAAGAUAUCGGUGGGGACAAACCGAAGAGACCAGCUUUGCUCGGCGCGUCAUGA
Messenger RNA from Torulaspora globosa, 2256 nucleotides. RefSeq names its product i-AAA protease YME1 (gene YME1). Gene Ontology annotation, biological process: protein quality control for misfolded or incompletely synthesized proteins; mitochondrion organization. The transcript has a single exon. The record is from RefSeq and is a predicted model, not a curated record. NCBI's taxonomy places the organism in Eukaryota, Fungi, Ascomycota, Saccharomycetes, Saccharomycetales, Saccharomycetaceae. Gene Ontology annotation, cellular component: mitochondrial inner membrane. Gene Ontology annotation, molecular function: ATP binding; ATP-dependent peptidase activity; metalloendopeptidase activity. The coding region runs from base 1 to 2256 and encodes 751 amino acids.